AAAUCAACGAAAUACUCUUUAUUCGAACGACAACGGGAUCUCUUGUUCAGUAGAUCACCAGCCUUACUCCGACGUUUAUUACGAAUUUUCUCGGUGACUCGGUGACAACUACAAUACUGCGUGCGGUGCUGUAGAGAUUUUCGCUUGGGAGGAAAAUACAUAAAAAAUCUAUUUUAUUUUAAUCGCGAUUUCGAACGCGAAACGAUCGCCAUAUCAACUCUAAAUAUUUGAAAAUCUGACUAGCAAAAUGUCGUCAUCGCAAGCUGUCCGCUCCUCGAAAUACUCCUACCGGGCCACAUCCACUGGACCCGGUUCGGCCGAUGUCCAAAUCGACUACAUCCAGGACCUGAGCUCGCUCUCCCGCUUGGAGGACAAGAUCCGUUUGCUCCAAGAUGAUCUUGAAGUUGAACGUGAGCUGCGUCAAAGGAUCGAGCGCGAGAAAGCCGACCUCAGCGUUCAGGUCAUCCAGAUGUCCGAGCGUCUCGAGGAGGCCGAAGGUGGUGCUGAACAUCAAUUUGAAGCCAACCGCAAGCGCGAUGCUGAGCUGCUGAAGCUGCGCAAGCUGCUUGAGGAUGUUCAUCUUGAAUCCGAGGAGACCGCCACGCUUUUGAAGAAAAAGCACAACGAAAUUAUCACGGAUUUCCAGGAGCAACUUGAAAUCCUAACGAAAAACAAGGCUAGAGCCGAGAAGGACAAGGCCAAGUUCCAGGCCGAGGUCUACGAACUGCUUUCCCAGAUCGAGUCCUACAACAAGGAGAAGCUCGUCUCGGAGAAGCACAUCUCCAAGCUGGAGAUCUCGAUCACCGAGCUGAACGUGAAGAUCGAGGAGCUGAACCGCACCGUGAUCGACAUCAGCUCGCACCGGUCCCGUCUCUCGCAGGAGAACAUUGAGCUGACCAAGGACGUCCAAGAUCUGAAGGUCCAGCUGGACACGGUGUCGUUCUCCAAGAGCCAGGUGAUCUCCCAGCUGGAGGAUGCCCGCCGUCGCUUGGAGGACGAGGACCGUCGUCGCUCGCUGCUCGAGUCCUCGCUGCAUCAGGUUGAGAUCGAACUGGACUCAGUUCGCAAUCAACUCGAGGAGGAGUCGGAGGCCCGCAUCGACUUGGAACGUCAGUUGGUCAAGGCCAAUGCUGACGCCACCUCCUGGCAGAACAAGUGGAACGCCGAGGUGGCGGCCCGCGCCGAAGAGGUUGAGGAGAUCCGUCGCAAGUACCAGGUUCGCAUCACCGAGCUGGAGGAGCACAUCGAGUCCCUCAUCGUCAAGGUCAACAACCUGGAGAAGACCAAGACCCGCCUUGCCAGCGAAGUUGAGGUCCUCAUCAUCGAUCUGGAGAAGUCGAACAACAGCUGCCGGGAGCUGACCAAGUCUGUCAACACCCUCGAGAAGCACAACGUCGAGCUGAAGAGCCGUCUGGAUGAGACCAUCGUCCUGUACGAGACCAGCCAGCGCGAUCUGAAGAACAAGCAGGCCGAUCUCGUCCGCACCGUCCACGAACUGGACAAGGUCAAGGAUUCCAACAACCAGCUUGCCCGCGAGAACAAGAAGUUGGGAGAUGAUCUGCAUGACGCCAAGGGCGCCAUCAACGAACUGAACCGCCGUCUGCACGAACUGGAGCUGGAGCUGCGUCGUCUGGAGAACGAGCGUGAUGAGCUGACCGCCGCCUACAAGGAGGCUGAGGCUGGCCGCAAGGCUGAGGAGCAGCGUGGACAGCGUCUGGCUGCUGACUUCAACCAGUACCGCCACGACGCCGAGCGUCGUCUGGCCGAAAAGGAUGAGGAGAUUGAGGCCAUCCGCAAGCAGACCUCCAUUGAGAUCGAGCAGCUCAAUGCCCGCGUCAUUGAGGCGGAGACCCGGCUGAAGACCGAGGUGACCCGCAUCAAGAAGAAGCUGCAGAUCCAGAUCACCGAGCUGGAGAUGUCCCUGGAUGUCGCCAACAAGACCAACAUCGAUCUCCAGAAGGUGAUCAAGAAGCAGUCGCUCCAGCUGACCGAACUGCAGGCCCACUACGAGGAUGUUCAGCGCCAGCUGCAGGCCACUCUGGACCAGUACGGCAUUGCCCAGCGCCGUCUGGCCGGACUCAACGGAGAACUGGAGGAGGUCCGCUCCCACCUGGACAGCGCCAACCGUGCCAAGCGCACCGUCGAGCUGCAGUACGAGGAGGCCACCACUCGCAUCAACGAACUGAGCACCGCCAACGUCAACCUGGUCUCCAUCAAGUCCAAGUUGGAGCAGGAACUGAGCGUUGUGGCCUCCGACUACGAGGAGGUGUCCAAGGAGCUGCGCAUCAGCGACGAGCGCUACCAGAAGGUCACUGUGGAGCUGAAGCACGUCGUCGAGCAGGUGCAUGAGGAGCAGGAGCGCAUUGUCAAGCUGGAGACCAUCAAGAAGUCUUUGGAAGUCGAAGUCAAGAACUUGUCCAUCCGCUUGGAGGAGGUCGAGCUGAACGCCGUUGCCGGCAGCAAGCGCAUCAUUAGCAAGCUGGAGGCCCGCAUCCGUGAUCUGGAACUGGAGCUGGAGGAGGAGAAGCGCCGCCACGCCGAGACAAUCAAGAUCCUGCGCAAGAAGGAGCGCACCGUCAAGGAGGUGAUGGUCCAGUGCGAGGAGGACCAGAAGAACAUCAUCCUGCUGCAGGAUGCCCUGGACAAGACCACUGCCAAGAUCAACAUCUACCGUCGCCAGCUGUCCGAGCAGGAGGGCGUCUCCCAGCAGACCACCACCCGUGUGCGUCGUUUCCAGCGCGAACUGGAGGCUGCCGAGGAUCGUGCCGAUGUGGCCGAGUCCAACUUGAACCUCAUCCGCGCCAAGCACCGCACCUUCGUCACCACCUCGACCGUUCCCGGAUCCCAGGUGUACAUCCAGGAGACCACAAGGACGAUCACCGAAUAGAGGGCGCUGGAUUCAUAGCCGCACCGAUAACCCUAUUCGAUAAUUGAAUUUAAUACCACGAGAGUCCCCGAAGAUCACGACUUUCGAAGAUUUUUGCAAAACAUCAUAAGAAAAAAAAACAAGCGAAAAUGCGUGAAAAACUUUUUAUAAUUUAAAUUUUUUUGUCAUCGCCGAAUGCCGGUUUGGUAGCGCCAUCAAGACCCCCAGUGAAUAGAUCGGCAUUGGGCUCCGUAUAGGCUACACACUAUAAAUACAUAACACUACACAUCCUAUCUAUAUAAUAAUAAUACUAUUUUGAAGUUCAUGUAAUUUAAUUAAAAUAAUGAACCUGAAAACCUAAAAAACAAAUAAAAACAAAUCAACAAAAACUUGGCAGAGUUUUGUUAGCGAUACAGAGAGAAAACGAGAGUUGGCUGAAUAAUAACAUUAAACUUUAUACUUAAAUCUUUAAAAACCAUUUAAUAAUCUGAAGAAACACGAUAUGGAAAUUAUGAAACCCACUAAGCAAGUCGAGUUAACCGAGUUACAACCGCUUCUACUAUUUGUUUUUAGUUCACUUUAUGUUUAGUAGGUAAAUUUCUGUGUGCUCGUACCGAAUUUCGAAUUUUACAUUAAAAGAUAAAUCACAUCAACAUGAAA
Drosophila bipectinata is the source of this 3526-nucleotide messenger RNA. RefSeq names its product Paramyosin (gene Prm). Gene Ontology annotation, cellular component: cytoplasm; myosin filament; myosin II complex. The record is from RefSeq and is a predicted model, not a curated record. NCBI's taxonomy places the organism in Eukaryota, Metazoa, Arthropoda, Insecta, Diptera, Drosophilidae. Gene Ontology annotation, molecular function: microfilament motor activity; actin filament binding.